GAUCCCACCGCUGCACCCGGACAAGUCUGCUCCCACAAGUGUGAGGCCACCCGCCGCGACUCGUACCUAGCGGGUCUUUUGUUCGUCGACAUAUGCUUUUUUGGUUUCUCUUCGUACAACAGCGCACGCCCCCACCCUGUGUUCAUGCCACAGGAGUGCUGUGCUGAAUGCUUUCAUUCUUUCAUUGGACAGAAGGUUAUUUGAACAAGAUCAAACUUUUUGUGCAAAUCGU
This is a messenger RNA of Amoebophrya sp. A25, 232 nucleotides long. Lineage: Eukaryota; Dinophyceae; Syndiniales; Amoebophryaceae. The record is from the annotation of a GenBank genome assembly.